Messenger RNA from Elaeis guineensis (African oil palm), 1855 nucleotides. Lineage: Eukaryota; Viridiplantae; Streptophyta; Magnoliopsida; Arecales; Arecaceae. The record is from RefSeq and is a predicted model, not a curated record.
AUGGGCAUGUCAGAUGCACUGAUCAAUGAGGUCGAGCGAACCGGCCGAACCAACGGGACUGUGACUAUUCGCGCACCAAUUGCUGGUGCGAUACAGGCGCUUGACGUGCGUGAGGGAAUGACGGUCGCGGCAGGGCAGAGCCUUGCACAGAUAAGCGGGAUCAGGACAGUGUGGCUUAAUGCCGCAGUGCCGGAAGCGCAGGCGAACCUCAUCCGUAUUGGUCAAGGAGCAAGGAUAGCACUCAGCGCCUUCCCUGGUGAGAGCUUCACCGGCAAGGUCACAGCGAUCCUGCCGAUCACGCAGCCCGACAGCCGCACGAUGACCGUGCGGAUCGAGCUUGCCAAUCGUGGGGGACGCCUGCGCCCAGUGAUUGCCGCGAUCAUCCGUGCCGCGAUCAAGCGGCGCCGCAUAAUUAUCGCCGCCGCGCUCGUUCUGGCCGUCGCGGGAAUUGUAUCACUGCGCAACACACCGGUCGACGCCCUGCCCGACCUGUCCGAUGUGCAAGUCAUCAUCCGAACAUCAUGGCCGGGGCAGGCCCCACAGAUCAUCGAAAAUCAGGUCACCACGCCCGUCGCCUCGACCAUGCUCUCGGUGCCCGGCGCGCGGGUGGUGCGCGGCUAUUCAUUCACCGGCGACAGUUUCGUCUACGUCCUCUUCGAUGACGGGACCGAUCUUUACUGGGCGCGCAGCCGCGUACUCGAAUAUCUCAGCCAGGUGCAAAGUCGUCUACCGGAAGGCGCAAGCGCAUCUCUCGGUCCGGACGCAACAGGGGUGGGCUGGGUCUAUGAAUACGCGCUCAUUGACAAGACGGGGCGGCACGAUUUGUCGCAACUCCGGUCACUGCAGGACUGGUUUCUUCGGUACGAACUGAAGACCGUACCGGGUGUUGCCGAGGUCGCCAGUAUCGGCGGUAUGGUGAAGCAGUAUCAGGUCGUGCUCGAUCCAAUUAAGCUUGCCGCCUUUGGGGUGACAAGUGAGGAUGUCGUUGAAGCUCUGAAGCGGGCCAAUCAGGAAACUGGCGGAUCGAGCAUCGAGCUGGCGGGCGCAGAGUAUACGGUGCGUGCAAGCGGCUACCUCAGAUCGAUCGAGGAUUUCCGCGCCGUGCCGAUCCGCACCGCCGCUUCCGGCGUACCGGUGACCGUGGAUAAUGUCGCCAUCGUCCAGCUUGGGCCUGAAAUGCGGCGCGGAAUUGCGGAACUCAAUGGCGAGGGCGAAGUCGCCGGGGGCGUGAUUGUCAUGCGUCAGGGCCAGAAUGCGCGCGAUGUGAUCAAAGGUGUUCGCAGCAAACUCGACGAGCUCACAAAGAGUCUGCCUCCGGGCGUCGAAGUGGUUACCACCUAUGAUCGUUCUGGCCUGAUCGACCGCGCAAUCGAAAACCUGACUGCGAAGCUGAUUGAGGAGUUUAUUGUUGUCGGUUUGAUCUGCGCGCUGUUUCUCUGGCACGCGCGCUCCGCGCUGGUAGCGAUCCUCACGCUUCCGCUGGGCAUUUUGAUGGCGGUCAUGGUGAUGCGCUUGCAGGGCCUCAAUGCCAAUAUCCUGUCAUUGGGCGGCCUUGCCAUCGCGAUCGGCGCGAUGGUCGAUGCCGCGGUCGUGAUGAUCGAGAACGCGCACAAGCAUCUUGAGCACUGGCGUCACGAGCACGAGGACACAGAGCCUGACACGACCACGCGUUGGGCGCUGAUUACCACGGCAGCCAGCGAGGUUGGUCCCGCGCUGUUCCUCAGCCUCCUCAUCAUCACAUUCUCGUUCUUGCCGAUCUUCGCGCUGCAAGGCCAGGAAGGCCGCCUGUUCGCGCCGCUUGCUUUCACAAAAAACCUAUGCCAUGGCCGCCGCGGCGAUACUGUCGAUCACGCUG